Molecule: messenger RNA, 1004 nt
Organism: Acinonyx jubatus (cheetah)
Lineage: Eukaryota; Metazoa; Chordata; Mammalia; Carnivora; Felidae
Gene: PRL
Product: prolactin
Exons: 5
Coding region: 1-870 (289 amino acids)
Biological process (GO): positive regulation of receptor signaling pathway via JAK-STAT; response to nutrient levels; positive regulation of cell population proliferation
Cellular component (GO): extracellular region
Molecular function (GO): hormone activity; prolactin receptor binding
Source: RefSeq, a predicted model, not a curated record
AUGUUUGCCGAGUGCAGAAGCACUCCCGGGAGCAACAGAAAGAUGCAGGGAGUAACCCGCUUCUCAAACUAUGUUAUCUGUGCAAAUAUAAUUAUAGACCCCGAGUCACACGGUGGAAGGUGUGGGUUCUUCCCGGCCCCAGCUGUUACAGAACCCGAAGGUGCCAAGGGCGACGGGGAGAGGGAAGGCUUCUGGGACGGGGCUGCCGGGUCACUCCUGUUCCUGCUGCUGCUGCUGUCAGACCUGCUCCUGUGCAAGAGCGUGGCCUCCCUGCCCAUCUGUCCCAGCGGGGCGGUCAACUGCCAGGUGUCCCUGCGGGACCUGUUCGACCGCGCGGUCAUCCUGUCUCACUACAUCCACAACCUGUCCUCGGAAAUGUUCAACGAGUUUGAUAAAAGGUAUGCCCAGGGCCGGGGGUUCAUUACCAAGGCCAUCAACAGCUGUCACACUUCCUCCCUCCCUACCCCUGAGGACAAGGAGCAAGCCCAACAGAUCCAUCACGAAGACCUUCUGAACGUGAUACUCAGAGUGUUGCGGUCCUGGAAUGACCCCCUGUAUCACCUCGUCACGGAAGUGCGAGGACUGCACGAAGCCCCCGAUGCUAUUCUGUCCAGAGCCAUUGAGAUCGAGGAGCAAAACAGGAGGCUUCUAGAGGGCAUGGAGAAGAUAGUGCACCAGGUUCAUCCCGGAGUCAGAGAAAACGAGGUCUACUCCGUCUGGUCCGGACUCCCGUCCCUGCAGAUGGCUGAUGAAGACUCUCGCCUCUUUGCUUUUUAUAACCUGCUCCACUGCCUACGCAGGGAUUCACAUAAGAUUGACAGUUAUCUCAAGCUUCUGAAGUGCCGAAUUGUCUACGACAGCAACUGCUAAGCCCGUAUCCGUCCCAUCUAUUUCUGGAAGGGUCCCUAAUGAUCCGUCCCUCAGCAAGCUCCUCUUAGUGUUAUAGCUUUUUAAUGCGCGCAUGGGUGUAAUGGGUCUCAUCUUAAAAAAUAAAAACGGACUCC